Molecule: messenger RNA, 628 nt
Organism: Anopheles bellator
Lineage: Eukaryota; Metazoa; Arthropoda; Insecta; Diptera; Culicidae
Gene: Cks85A
Product: cyclin-dependent kinases regulatory subunit
Exons: 2
Coding region: 72-317 (81 amino acids)
Biological process (GO): regulation of mitotic cell cycle
Cellular component (GO): cyclin-dependent protein kinase holoenzyme complex; SCF ubiquitin ligase complex
Molecular function (GO): cyclin-dependent protein serine/threonine kinase activator activity; histone binding; protein kinase binding
Source: RefSeq, a predicted model, not a curated record
AACGCUUUUUACAAACAAUUCACCCGGCCAGUGUUUUUCCUGUGUGUAAAUCGAAUAAAACGUGCUCCACAAUGCCUGCUGACGAAAUUCAGUACUCGGACAAGUAUUACGACGAUGUGUUCGAAUAUCGACACGUUAUACUGCCGCCGGACUUGGCGAAACUCGUUCCCAAAACCCACCUCAUGACGGAGACCGAGUGGCGUAAUUUGGGAGUGCAGCAGUCGCCCGGAUGGGUGAUGUAUAUGGUACACGCACCAGAACCACAUAUCCUGCUAUUCCGGCGUCCUCGUGCGGCAGUGCCACCGGAACAGCCUUAAAAUCAUUAUUUAUGUUUGGACUUUUGUUACUUUGAGUGUUCUCCGAUCUCAUUACCAUUCCUAUUGUUGUACACGCGGAAUCAAGCUGCAACCAGUUAUGAACUACAAAAAUUAUUCAGCCGCAAUGAAUAACCAGCAGCUGAAGAAAUUAGAUUCCAAUUAAGUGUUUCUUAAUCUGAGAACUUCGCCCCGAGCGGCUGCUCUACCACGAGAGCACCUCUAGGGCGGCAUUAGAAUAAGUACAUGUAAAACCAAAACGAUUGCGAAAACAAUUACCAUGGACUAUAGCGCAAAGCGGAAAAAAUAUAAAC